UCUCAAAAACUCUAAUGUUUUUCUUUUUAAUUUGCAUUUUAUUUGAAAUGUAGCUUUCUGUAUUUGAAACACUACCACUUUUUUUUACAGAAAACAUGGCAACGGUUGAAGAAUGUAAGCACAAUUCAUGAUGCAAUUCCUCAUCCCAGUGAUAGAGUGAAGCAUCCAAUGCAUGUCAAGCAUGCUUUCUGAGCAGGUGGCACAAAGAUGCUUUCAGUCAAAAAUGGAUUCAUCUUCCUUUGGGUGGGUCUAUUGUGGGUCACAUAACUUCAGUGCAGCUGCUUGGGGACGUCCAAUUUCCAAUCCUUUUGGAAUAAAAACAACUGGAACUCACAAAGCUGACUCUUGCUUCGAUCAGAGGCUUCACAUUUGUAACUAUGAACUUGGGAUCAUUUUCAUUUUCCCCCCAUCAGCUACAAAAGGUAACGGCAACCAAAGUAGUACAAACUUGGAUGAUGUGGUUUUGCCGUUUGUCAUGCCUGCCCCAAAAUAUGGCCCCAGAGAUAGACCUGCAACAACUCAAGCCAUGACAGAGGCAUUAGCUGAACUUACUGAGCAAGAGCAUGAAAAACUUGUAGCAGCAACAAAUACUGAAGAAAUGAUAGAAGAGGAGCUCCCAGAUGAGGAAGAGGCAGUAGAGGUAACUGACCAUGUUGCAGAGGAGAAGGAAGAAGAGAAGGCUUAUGCUGAGCUGCUGUGGAGUCAGGUUGAGUCAUCUCAAAGCUGUUGAAUUCCGAAUGAGGAAUGCUGGGAGCAGUAGUCAGUCAAUUAAGACAUUGGCUCCUUUUAUCUUAAUCACCUGUUGGCGAGCCCUGUAGAGUAUGUUGUCCUUGUAUUACAUUGAUUCAGAGGGAGUCGUGUAAAUUUGUUUUCAUAUUUCAAGAUGGCAGCUUUGGGCCUGAAAUGAAUGAGUAUUAAGGUCACAUUUGGAACAUUGAAACAUAAAAUGGGAAUGAAGAUCAAUUCAACUUCCCUUCAUUAAUUUA
Molecule: messenger RNA, 986 nt
Organism: Vitis riparia (riverbank grape)
Lineage: Eukaryota; Viridiplantae; Streptophyta; Magnoliopsida; Vitales; Vitaceae
Exons: 2
Coding region: 173-730 (185 amino acids)
Biological process (GO): DNA repair
Cellular component (GO): nucleus
Molecular function (GO): phosphoric diester hydrolase activity
Source: RefSeq, a predicted model, not a curated record